Gekko japonicus is the source of this 3954-nucleotide messenger RNA. RefSeq names its product epidermal growth factor receptor pathway substrate 8 (gene EPS8). The transcript is spliced from 21 exons. The record is from RefSeq and is a predicted model, not a curated record. Lineage: Eukaryota; Metazoa; Chordata; Lepidosauria; Squamata; Gekkonidae. Gene Ontology annotation, molecular function: actin binding. Gene Ontology annotation, biological process: Rho protein signal transduction; regulation of Rho protein signal transduction; positive regulation of ruffle assembly. Bases 179 to 2635 code for a protein of 818 amino acids. Gene Ontology annotation, cellular component: ruffle membrane; vesicle; plasma membrane.
CGGCGGCGGCGGCGCUGCUUCCUCGCCCUCCUUUGCCGUGGGCUGCUGGGUCCUGCGCGGGUCGGGCGGCGCGCCGAGGCCGGGGCUGGCGGGACCUCUCGGGGCUCGGUUUUCUCCUCUGCCGGGGCAAGGCGGGAAAGAGGAAGAAGAGGCCGGCGAAGAGGGAGUGACGAUCAGAAUGAAUGGGCAUAUUUCAAACACACACAGCAGUGCAUAUGGGAGUUACUCUUCACAAAUAAAUGGAUAUGGGUCACCAACCUUUGCACCUAGCGACAGAGACCAGGGUUCGAAGACAAGCGCAAAAGCUUUGUACGAGCAAAGAAAGAAUUAUGCACGAGAUAGUGCGAGCAGCAUCUCUGAAACGUCGCAGUACCAUGUGGAGCACCUGACCACUUUUGUUUUGGAUCGGAAAGAGGCCAUGAUCACGGUAGACGAUGGGAUACGGAAGCUGAAACUGCUCGAUGCCAAAGGCAAGGUGUGGACGCAAGAUAUGAUUCUCCAAGUGGAUGAUAAAGCUGUCAGUCUGGUGGACUUGGAAUCCAAGAAUGAACUGGAGAACUUCCCCCUGAGCACCAUUCAGCAUUGCCAAGCUGUGAUGAGCUCCUGCAGCUACGAUUCCAUCCUUGCCUUAGUAUGCAAAGAGCCAGCACAGAGCAAAGCUGAUCUUCAUCUUUUCCAGUGUGAUGAGAUUAAGGCUAGCUUUAUCCAUGAAGAUAUUGAAAGUGCAAUCAGCGACAACAAAGGGGUGAAACCAAAGAGGAGGCUUGAAACACUCAGGAUGAUUUCCAAAGCCGACAGCACUAUCCCUCCGCCCCCCAAAGCGCCGGCUCCCGUCCCCCCAGGUACCGUCACGCAGGUGGACGUCAGAAGCCGGGUGGCAGCCUGGUCCGCUUGGGCAGCCGAACAAGGAGACUAUGAAAAGCCAAGACAGUUCCAUGAACACGAAGAAACAGCUGAAAUGGUGACAGCCAGAAUUGACAGAGAUGUUCAAAUCCUAAACCACAUCUUGGACGACAUUGAAUACUUUGUCACCAAACUUCAAAAAGCAGCCGAAGCAUUUGCUGAGCUUUCAAAGAGGAAGAAGACCAAGAAGAAUAAAAAGAAAGGUCCCGGCGAGGGUGUCUUGACUCUGCGUGCAAAGCCUCCAGCUCCAGAUGAAUUCGUGGACUGUUUGCAGAAAUUUAAACAUGGCUUCAACCUCCUGGCUAAAUUAAAAUCCCACAUCCAGAAUCCCAGUGCCCCAGAGCUGAUUCAUUUUCUGUUUACUCCAUUAAAUAUGGUGGUACAAGCCACAGGGGGCCCAGAGCUUGCCAGCACCGUCCUCAGCCCUCUGUUAACAAAAGAUACGAUAGACUUCUUGCGUUACACGGUCACAAGUGAAGAAGGACAACUGUGGAUGUCGCUAGGUGACACAUGGACCAAAGCCAGGGCAGAGUGGCCCAAAGAACAGUUCAUCCCACCCUACGUGCCACGAUUCAGAAAUGGCUGGGAACCCCCUUUGCUGAACUUCAUGGGGGUCCCAAAGGAACAAGAGCUCAACCAGCUAGCAGAGUCCGUGGCCAACGUGGCGGAGCAGCAGCGGAAGCAGGAAAUGAAAGAGCUGUCAGCUGAGCAUUCCAGCAUCUCCGAUUAUCCUCCGUCCGAUGGGUAUGCAUUCAGUAACACAGCUUACAAAAGAGGGCCUCUGCCGGACCAGGGUGCGGCUGUAGCUGCUUUUAAACAAACUGUUAGCCGACAUGUAGAUAGAAAUUACGAGGCGCACGCGAAAGCCCAGACCAAGAAAUAUGCCAAAACCAAGUAUGACUUUGUGGCAAGAAAUCACAGUGAACUUUCGGUCAUGAAGGAUGACAUCUUAGAGAUCCUCGACGACCGAAAGCAAUGGUGGAAAGUCCAGAACGCAAGUGGAGUUGCAGGAUUUGUGCCAAACAACAUCUUGGAGCCUCUGAGAACUCAGGAACUGGGCUGCACGGAACCGUCCUACACGCACACUAUACAGAAACAAAGGACAGACUUUGUUCCAAAGCAGCCAGACUGCACUCCUGUCGCCCCGUCCCCACCUCAGACACCAGUCCCCGUCCCUCUGCCCCCCAGCGUGCCAGCGCCUCUCCCCGUUCCGGUGCCAAAGGUCCCUGGAGCCAUCAGCCGCCAGAGCAGCACUUCCAGCGAUAGCGGGCGAGAGUCCCAAAGGCAGAAACCGCCACCUAUUGAUCGAAGGAAAUCUCAAAUGGAGGAAGUCCAGGACGAGCUCAUUCACCGGCUCACCAUCGGCCGGAGUGCCGCCCAAAAGAAGUUCCAUGUGCCACGCUCUAAUGUCCCGGUGGUCAAUAUCAACUACGACUCCUCUCCUGAAGACGUCAAGAUGUGGCUCCAGGCCAAAGGCUUCAACCCAGUGACCGUCAACAGCCUCGGCGUUCUGACUGGCGCCCAGCUCUUCUCCCUCAACAAAGAAGAACUCAAAACGGUGUGUCCGGAAGGUGCUCGCGUCUAUAGCCAAGUCACUGUUCAGAAAGCGGCACUGGAGGCUACCAGCGGAAGCUCAGAAUUGCAGGAGAUCAUGAGAAGGCGGCAGGAGAAGCUGAGCGCCACAGCCACAGACUCAGGAGUCGAGUCUUUCGACGAGAGCAGCAGUCACUAAAAAGCGUCUUUUUCUGUCAACGUUUCUUUUUUUGUCGUCGCUGUAAAGAAGAAAAACCAGAAAGCGCUCCUGUCGUCCUCGGCGCUGUUCCAUCCCGCUUUGUUCUAGGAAUCCACGCGAAAGGGAGACGUCCAAUUUCCUAUUUUUUGUAGAUAAUACUUGAUGCCAUAAAGGAAGCAUGCAGUUGAGAAGGAGAGGGGGGGCCCCCACGCCGCUGCGCCCCCUUCCCUCCCAAGUCUAUGUCAAGGAAGUUCUCCCUUUGGGCGUCCUUCACCGGCACUCGUGAGGCCGGUUUGGUGGCACCGAUCAUUUCAUGCUUCUCUCCUUCCACCCUUCCUUCUGUUUCUAAGUGAGCCAGCAAAAUAACGUAGCUGCUUUCCGUGGAAAGCGGAGCCCGUAGAGAAAAUGUAUUGAGUCUGGAAUGAAGGCCCGAUCCAGAUGCAGUUCAGCUUUUAAAAAUCUUAUUGAUUUCCAAUGCACUUCAAGCACUGCGCCCCCUGGAAAUCAUUGGGAAUCAAAAGGCUUUGCUUUAGCAGGGCCUUCCUUUGUACUCCUUCUGUCCCUCUAGCUCUGCAGCCCGGGCCUUUUUCCUUCCCCAGCCCUGAGAUGUUCCUACUUACUUUAAAAGUUCCGAAUGCCAGCAAGCCGAAGGUCGAAAUGUUCUGAUUUCGGUGGCGGCAGCUCUGAUCUUACAAGCACAGACCCGUACUCUUCCGUACACUUUCCCGAGAGAUGGUUUCUUAAUGAAAAUGUAGAUAGAGAAAUAAUUUAUUCUGGAUUCGAUUUUUAUUGCUGUCCCGACGAGCACAAGCGGUCAGCGAUCCAAGCACCAGUGGGAACAGCACAAAGGGGUUGGGUUUUGAAGGUGGGGGGGCGCAGUCAAUCUGGUCUGUCGGUACCAGUGUGGUGGUUUCACAGUAUUAUUUUGUUUUUAAAGAAGAGUGUUGCAAACUCGUUUGCUUGAGCUGCGCAAGUCCAAAGCAAAGCGAAACCCAAUUUUUUAGGCAAGAGUGAAAUAGGAAAGGUGAUUAUAAAAAUGGUUGAAGAGACUGAAAUGUCCGUUUUCAACUUAAAUCUUCUAAAAAUUUGGCCAGUCCUGAUAUAUAAAGAUAUAACUAUCUUCCAGUAAAUGAGAUUUUUUUGAAGGGGUGAGUGUGUGUGUGGGGGGAGGUGAUCCUCAGUGACUUAUUUUUUCCUUCAAAAAAAAAAAAGUUCUAUUCUGUCACUUGUAUAUAAAGGCAUCCAAAACCCAUCAUGUCAUCUAGAAGAAAUUAAUCAUCUAGUUUUAUUAAUUUUCAUGGUGCCUUUUUCACAUGAUU